Molecule: messenger RNA, 3141 nt
Organism: Cydia pomonella (codling moth)
Lineage: Eukaryota; Metazoa; Arthropoda; Insecta; Lepidoptera; Tortricidae
Gene: Rab2
Product: ras-related protein Rab-2A
Exons: 6
Coding region: 141-782 (213 amino acids)
Cellular component (GO): Golgi apparatus
Molecular function (GO): GTP binding; GTPase activity
Source: RefSeq, a predicted model, not a curated record
UUCCACAAUGACAAGUUACUUCGACCAGCUGUGAAAUAUCUUAAAAUUGCGUCUCAAUUUAAUAACAAUUGCGCUUUAAAACAUUACCCGUCUUUGUUCUUAUUCGGUAUUUACUAAGAUCUGAAGGACAAAAGUUCGAAAUGGCAUACGCUUACUUGUUCAAAUACAUCAUCAUUGGCGACACAGGUGUAGGCAAAUCAUGCCUGCUGCUACAGUUCACUGACAAGAGGUUCCAGCCGGUGCAUGAUCUCACCAUCGGAGUGGAAUUUGGAGCCCGCAUGAUCACCAUUGAUGGCAAGCAGAUCAAACUGCAGAUUUGGGACACGGCUGGACAGGAAGCGUUCAGGUCAAUCACCCGGUCAUAUUACCGCGGCGCGGCGGGAGCGCUCCUAGUGUACGAUAUCACCCGGCGGGACACCUUCAACCACCUCACCACGUGGCUGGAGGACGCGCGCCAGCACUCAAACUCCAACAUGGUCAUUAUGUUAAUCGGCAACAAGAGUGAUCUGGAGUCGCGGCGCGAAGUGAAAAAGGAAGAGGGUGAAGCGUUCGCCCGCGAGCACGGCCUAGUCUUUAUGGAGACCUCCGCGAAAACGGCCGCCAACGUGGAAGAGGCAUUCAUCAACACCGCUAAAGAGAUCUAUGAGAAAAUCCAGGAGGGAGUCUUUGACAUCAAUAAUGAGGCGAACGGCAUCAAGAUCGGACCCCAGCACUCGGGCGGGGGCGCGGCGGGGGGCGCGGCCGCGGGCGCGGGCGGCGCGGCGGGCGGCGGCUGCUGCUAGGUGCGCGCCUGCACACACUGAGGCGAGCUGGCACACCAACACGAGGAAUGGCGCAGCUGUGUGCAACGAACAUUGGUACGAUAUGUACUGCAGGACAGAUCAUGUAUUAGAUUUUUUUGAAUGCUGCAAAUUCGCUUGCAUCCGGACACUCACUUUAAAAUUGUAGCCUGCCGCUCGGGCACUUCUAAUACUUAAUAGUACAUAUUAAACAGUGUAAAAGGAAUAAAAUUGACUUAACAUUCGGAUGGUUUACGUUGAAAUCUCGGGGGUGCUAACUUUAACUAAUUAUCGUAUUGUAAAAGGCGUAGUCAGCUUUCAUAAAAGUUUAGCCUUUUCAUCGGAAGGACGUCGAUAUUUUUUCUAUAUAUCGCCCAAGUAUGAGAGCUUCCUUUACUUAGGAAUAUGAAAUAAUUUUCUCUCACGAUUUAAGCAAAUAUAUAGAAUUAUAAGAGAUACAAAAAUAAAACGACGUAUAUCCUAUGAAAUUGCCAAACUUGUGGAAGAUUUUUCUCCUCUAUUCGACUAUUCCUUUUCAAGACUAUUCGACUAUAACUUCUUCAUUAGCUUUACGGGUUACGAAAAUAGUUAUAACUACUUGGCGAUACAAAAGGUUGACUCGAUUUAUAGAAAUAAUUAGUACUGUGUAAUUAAAGUCUCAAAUUAGCUCGUGUCUCCUGUCUGGUCUCAUAGUGGCCGUAAGUCAUUUUUACUAGAUAAAUAAUCGUUUCUCCACUAUAUUGACCAGAAAGCGAGGACUGGCCUUAAUACUUAGUAAUCGUAAGACUUGCAGUACGAGUCAAUAAAUGUGCUCGAAGACUAUAUGUAUAAGGGCAUUCUUAGAAAAAAGUAUGCGUUCUUCUGAAAAUGUUCAACUUUUGUUUUUAUUCCUAAUUUCUCACAGUCAGUAUUGCAUACCCCUGUCCCCCAAUUUGGCAAGCUACGAAAGGACCACAAUAUACGAAUGUUAUUAGUUGUGAUUUUAUAUGUGCAAUGUUAGACUCCUCAUAAGGGAAUGAAGCUAUGUAUUUUGUGUAUUUUAUUUUUGAAGGAUCACAUUACAUACAUCGCAUUUAUUUACCAAAAACGUAUCCUUAAACUGACCUUCCUUACGAUUUUAUUCGAAUUUCAUCUGAUUUGUUGUGAUAAACAUAGUAUUUUAUUUACAUAACAAAAAAAAAUUAUAUGUAUGUAAAAAUCAUAGUUAAUUCUGUAUAUUUCAAAUUUAAUUUUGGGCAUGUCUAUUUAUUCAAUGGGGAGUUAAAUGAAAUAUGUAUUCAUGUGUUUCAAUGUGUAAUUAAGCAUUUUGUACAAUAGAAAUAAUCUUUUGUUAAGCUAUGUAUAAUGUGUAUAUUGAUGGGUUAUUCCCACUAGUUACCACCAAGUUGUUUUUCCCCAGUAGUUAGGUACCACUGGUAAAACGUGGGUUUUUUCCCCGGUAGAUACCACCAAAAUGUUGUUAGCGUUCAAUACUAAUAAAAACUAUGAAUAUAGUGCUUUGAUCAAUAAUUAAUUAAAAGUUAAAUUUAAUAUGACUUAAUUAGUUUAAUUUUAUGUCGUUUAUUGUUUCAGUAAACUGCCUUCAUAGUGAUAAAAAUAGUCUGUCUUUGAUUACUUUGUUUGUUCGUUCGUAUAUUUGUGACGUUAUUUAUUGAAAGGGACCUUAUUGUCGAUUAUAUACAUACAACGCUGAGCUACGCAGUGCGGCGUAAGCGCCCUCGACCAAAGAGCCAGGUUUCAUAGAUAACGUCACAAUUAAUUCAAUUUACAAUUAAUAAGAUAAAUUUCAUCCCCACUUUAAUUUCUUAAAUAUUUAUUUUUUGCGGUUUUAAUAUUUUUGAUCACUUAAGGCAGUUUACUGAAACACUAAUUGACUUAAAAUUAUAUAUUAAAGCACUCUAUAUUGUACUAUUUCUACGUGUUUAUUAUUAUUGAACUCUUAACAUUUUGCUAGUAACUACUUAGAAAAAAAAUCCCACUUUUUCCCAGUAGAUACCACUGGUAACAACUUGGUGGUACCUAGUGGGAAUAACCUCAUAUUGAUUUAGAAUCUGAUGUGACUAAAUUUACAUAAUCUUUACCAUGCCUUGCUUUGAAUUAUUGCCAAAUUUGAUACACAGUUUUCAUUAAUCAAAAUUUUGAUAUAAAAAUAAGAUAAAUUUUAACAUCUUCUUAAGAAUCAUUGAGUGGUAAAAAUGUAAUCAAAUGGGAGGAUUGCUUGCAAGGUAAGAAAGACAUGAUUACAUAAUAGGUUAUUUUAAGUUUAGCACAUUGUAAUGAUGUAAUAUUUUGUAAGGUUACAAUAUGCAAAAACACAUUUGUAAGGUGUAAUUCAUGAGAGUAAAUGUUAAAAAACAACGUU